Molecule: messenger RNA, 2471 nt
Organism: Rhincodon typus (whale shark)
Lineage: Eukaryota; Metazoa; Chordata; Chondrichthyes; Orectolobiformes; Rhincodontidae
Product: synapse-associated protein 1
Exons: 9
Coding region: 1-984 (327 amino acids)
Cellular component (GO): synapse; cytoplasm
Source: RefSeq, a predicted model, not a curated record
AUGCCUGUUAUUGGGAAAACGUUAGAGUCUAUUAUAAAGGAUGUAAUAGCAGACCGUUUAGGAAUACAGGGUUGCAUUAUAAUAUCUGACCUUUACUUUUCUUGCACAGAUUAUCUAUUCAGUUUUGCAACUGCUGCUACCAAAAAGAUAUCUGAAUCCAUGGUUGAAACUGCGCAGACUAUUAAAAAGUCUGUAGAAGAAGGCAAUAUUGAUGGCGUGAUUGAUAAGACCAUUAUUGGCGAUUUCAAAAAAGAACAAGACAAGUUUGUACAAGAAAAGCUGACAAAGAAAGCAGAUGCAGCAGUACCUCCUUGGGUUGGAUAUAGUGAAGAAGAAACUAUUCAGCAACAAAUCUUAGCUUUAUCAGCAGAGAGGAGAAAUUUUUUGCGAGAUCCACCAGCAGGAGUCCAGUUUAAUUUUGAUUUUGAUCAGAUGUACCCUGUUGCUGUAGUCAUGCUCCAGGAAGAUGAACUUCUUAACAGAAUGCGCUUUGAUCUUGUUCCAAAGUUUGUGAAGGAAGAAGUAUUCUGGAGGAAUUAUUUCUACAGGGUGUCACUUAUCAAACAAUCAGCACAGCUUACUGCCCUAGCUGCUCAACAGCAAACAGUUGACCAAGAGGACAGAGAAGAUAGCAGUCCAAAUGAUGUCCAUUUAACAGAAACAACAAGGUCAAAAACACCACCUUUUCCUAUCCAAACUCAGGCAAAAUCAUGUGAGGAGGAAGAGGAAAUUUCCACAAGUCCAGGUACCACAGAGUUUAUUAGCGAUGCAUAUGAUGCAAGCAGUCUGAAUCAAGAGGAUCUGCGGAAAGAAAUUGAGCAGUUGGUGUUGGAUAAAAAAGAGGAUGUUGCAAAAGAAGCAUCUGCUAACUGGGAAGAUGAACUACAGCAAGAACUUCAAGAUUAUGAGGUGGUGGUUGAGGGAGAAAAAACAGAUGAAAACUGGGAUAAGGAAAUUGAAGAAUUGUUACAAGCGGAUGGUUGAAUUGAAGAUUGUGCUGCACUCUAUUACUUUCCCCAACACACAACCAGCAUGACUGGCAUGAACCUCAUUCUCUUCACUCACUUUUGUCUGAGAAGAUAAGUUUGUAGGAAUAAUUCUUGGAGAAAAAAAAGUGCCUUGCUGUAUGUUUUCUCUGUAAUCUGGAGUAAUUUACUUCUUUUCGAUCAAAGCAGGCGGACUAGCAAAGUUAGAUUUCCAGUACCAAGAUUUAUAUAUUCUCCAUUUAUACCCACUAGUCAUACAGGUGUACCAGUGAUUAAGGAUUUAUAUUUUCUCCAUUUAUACCUACAAAUGGUCAUGCAGGUGUGCCAGUGGUUUAUAGUCGAACAUGGAAAAAUCUGCCUGGUGGAAUUAAAAUUCGGAUGCAGGCCUUGGAUUUCACGGUUUGGUUUUGAAACUUCAUCGUGUAAUAAAGUACUGAAGAAAGCUUUGCAAGCUAGUUAUAGACAGAAUUCAACUAUACUAAAUUAUUUAGGAUUUCCUAACAUGAACUAGGUGAACAUAUACUUUAAAAGUUUAAUGUGUAAAACAUAUAAUCAGACUAGAUUAAACAUAAUCCAGAUUGUUUGCUAAUUGUUUAAUAAUUCAGAACUAGACCUAUUACGUGCUUCACAUUGUUAUGAGCACAAGAAACCAAAGUCUUUUAUAAAAAAAAAGCAUAUAUUGAUAAACAAUCAUUCCAUAUUCCUUACAUUUAUCUCAUAAAUAUUGUUAGUAAUAGCCACCUGAUUUUAUUGGAUUUUGCAGGAUUAGUGUUUGAAUAAGAAAUAGCUUUUUAAAAAUUCAUAGACAAUGAAAAUUGUACAAAUGUCUGUCAUUUCAUAUUUGCCAAAAGCACUAAUCACACCUAGCAGUCUGGCAAUUUAGACAUGUUUAUAAUUUUUCUUGGUUGUUUAUAUUUUUGUGAAACAAAUUCAAGAUUUCUGUAUCAGUACUGAUUCUGGAUGCUGAUUAAAUGGUGAAAAGAAAAGUUUUUCAUAAAUCUAUUUUCCCCAGUGCCACCCGGACCGAAAUUUCAUAUGUUCAUUACCCAUAAACUCUCAUCUGUUGCCCUGUUUUAAACUGACAUUUAUUGAACAUCUUGAAGUUUAUGCCUUGUAACGUUAUGAUUGGGAAUAAUAGCCUCCCAUUUUAAUCAUAGGUGGCAAAGGUUCUAUAAAUUGUCAGGCUACAUUUUUCCAGUAGUCACAAACUGUAACAGAAUACAGGGGCCCUUGAAGCUGCUAAAAUGAUUGAUAUUUGCUUUGCUGCUAGGUCUGGAUUGUGUAUAUCUCUCUUCAUAACAAUUGAGAGUUUGGGACAUAUCACUGAACUGCUGCUUUACUUUAUCAUGCCAGCUUGGAAUACAAUAAAUGCUUAAGUACGUGAUUAGUUUUCAAGUUGUAUAAAGUUGUUCUUCCAGGCUAAAUGUAACUUACAAAUUUCUUGUAUCAUUUAAAUAUUAAUAAAUUAGACUUCCUUUAAAUUAA